Molecule: messenger RNA, 1175 nt
Organism: Syzygium oleosum
Lineage: Eukaryota; Viridiplantae; Streptophyta; Magnoliopsida; Myrtales; Myrtaceae
Product: extensin-3-like
Exons: 2
Coding region: 75-902 (275 amino acids)
Biological process (GO): plant-type cell wall organization
Molecular function (GO): structural constituent of cell wall
Source: RefSeq, a predicted model, not a curated record
CUUUUAGCUACGUUUGAAGAUAAUAAGAGCUAGAUUUGGUAGUCCCCUAAGUAAGUUGGUGGGGGGGAGCUAAAAUGGCCAAUUUUUGGCCACGCCUUCUCUAUGCAUUGGCAAUAUGCUUGAUAGCCACUGAAGUGGUGGUGGUGGCGGCCGACGACGAGCCUUCGCCGCCUUAUGUUUACAAGUCACCGCCUCCACCUCCUUAUAUCUAUGAGUCUCCACCUCCUCCGCCGUACAUUUACAAAUCUCCACCGCCUCCUCCUUAUAUGUACAAGUCUCCACCGCCGCCUCCUUACGUCUACAAGUCCCCACCGCCGCCUCCAUAUGUCUACAAGUCCCCACCUCCUCCGCCGUACAUUUACAAAUCUCCACCCCCUCCCCCUUACGUCUACAAGUCCCCGCCGCCGCCUCCAUAUGUCUACAAGUCCCCACCUCCUCCACCCUAUAUGUACAAGUCGCCUCCGCCACCACCUUAUGUAUACAAGUCCCCACCACCACCUCCAUAUGAAUACAAAUCUCCACCACCUCCACCCUAUGUCUACAAGUCUCCACCUCCACCGCCUUACAUGUAUAAAUCGCCACCACCGCCGCCUUAUGUUUACAAGUCUCCACCACCUCCACCCUAUGUCUACAAGUCUCCACCUCCACCGCCUUACAUGUAUAAAUCGCCACCGCCGCCGCCUUAUGUGUACAAGUCUCCACCACCUCCACCCUAUGUCUACAAGUCUCCACCUCCACCGCCUUACAUGUACAAGUCUCCACCACCUCCACCCUAUGUCUACAAGUCUCCACCUCCACCGCCUUACAUGUACAAAUCGCCGCCCCCGCCUCCUUAUGUCUACAAGUCUCCGCCGCCUCCUCCAUACCACUACACCUCUCCUCCACCUCCCCCGGUCUAUUAGACCGACCUGUUUCUAUGCACCUUUGUUCAUGUGCAAUCUGUCUGCUAUGAAUUCAAUAAAGUCCGAAGACGAGCAUUGCUUGGAUAUUUCCAUUACGCCAUAAAUGUGUUUUGUUGAACUUUAGUCUCGCUAUAUUUGUUUACACGUAGAGACACGACUAUGUAACCGAUUUCCUCGUCUCAUUUGUUUUUUUAUCUAUGCAUGGCUUUCCUUGUCUACACAGCUUACUGAAAAAAUCAAUGAAUAAGAAAUGGAAGUUGCGUUAUCAUGUCA